Messenger RNA from Austrofundulus limnaeus, 445 nucleotides. RefSeq names its product AFG3-like protein 1. Lineage: Eukaryota; Metazoa; Chordata; Actinopteri; Cyprinodontiformes; Rivulidae. The record is from RefSeq and is a predicted model, not a curated record.
UCACACACUGGUCCUUCGUACGGUUGACAUUCAUGCCUUUGCUGUAUUAUGUGACAAACUUGGGCGAAAAAGCCAAGUUAAAUAAAGUAAAAGCUGGUGUUUUUCUCUCAUAAACUGGACCGGGACCACAGAGAGCAUGUCUCAGUUGUUAAGGCUUUUCCCGUCUGCUCUGUCAUCUUGUCGGUCCGGUUUAGUCCGGUCUCGGUUCUCAGUGACGGCGGCAGGACAGCUCCUCAGAGCCGGGCACGGGGGCUCCAACACACCGAGCUGCUGGCUCUUCAGUCGACCGCCACUGAACUCCCUCUCAUGUCACAGACUGUCAGUUCAGCAGCGAUUUUUCUCCACUGACCCAAAAGAUGGAAAAGAAGGAGGAGGAGGAGGAGGAAGACCAGGUGGAGGGAAGAAAGGAGCUGGAGGAAAGGACUGGUGGAGUCGAAUUCAGAAG